AAAAAAAAAAAAAAAAAAAAAAAAAAAAAAAAAAAAAGACAGUGACCGCGCCGACGUAGCGCGAUCGCCGUAACGAGCUUGACAAACGUCCACGAACACUGAACGAUUCGUUCCGAGGAACGGUCGAAUCGUCGAAAAAUGCUUCAAACGUUACGAGAACGUUCCCAAAAGCGAAAAAAGUUGCUCGCACAAACGCUAGGCGUUUCGAGCGUGGACGAGCUGCGACAAAUUCUGGGCACCGACGUCGAUGACGCGCAAAGGAAACGAGUGAAAUCGAUACCGGAGAGGUCGGAAAAUGGCGCGAAAGACGCGAAAAACGACGCGGUCCCGACCGACGAGAUCGUUUACAAAGACUCGUCGACGUUCCUGAAGGGAACUCAGUCGUCGAAUCCGCACAACGAUUACUGUCAACAUUUCAUCGACACGGGUCAACGACCGCAAAAUUUCAUCAGAGACGUGGGUCUGGCGGACAGAUUCGAGGAAUAUCCGAAACUACGAGAACUGAUCAAACUGAAGGACGACCUGAUAGCGGAAACCGCCACGCCUCCCAUGUAUCUAAAGACGGACUUGCUCGCGUACAAUUUAAAAGAUCUGAACUGCAAGUUUGACGUUAUACUGAUAGAGCCUCCGUUGGAGGAGUAUCAACGAACCUGCGGCGCUACGAACGUUCAGCUCUGGAAUUGGGAUCAGAUAAUGGAAUUAGAUAUCGGCGAAGUGGCAGCCAAUCGAAGCUUCGUGUUUCUCUGGUGCGGCAGCAGCGACGGAUUGGACAUGGGUCGGUUUUGUCUUCGCAAAUGGGGCUUUAGACGGUGCGAGGACAUUUGUUGGAUUCGUACCAACAUCAACAAUCCGGGACACAGCAAAAAUCUGGACAGUAAAGCGGUUCUUCAGAGAACCAAGGAACACUGUUUGAUGGGAAUCAAAGGGACGGUUAGGCGAUCGACGGACGGCGAUUUCAUUCACGCGAACGUCGAUAUCGAUCUGAUCAUAUCGGAGGAGCCCGAGUACGGUUCGAUAGAGAAACCCGUCGAGAUAUUCCACAUAAUCGAGCAUUUCUGUCUCGGCAGACGACGGUUGCACUUGUUCGGUCGCGACGGUACCAUUCGACCUGGCUGGCUCACCGUUGGACCCGAAUUAACCAACACCAACUUCAACGCGGACCUUUAUACCGGUUACUUCGCCAAUGGUCAGAUCACCACCGGCUGCACCGAACGCAUCGAAGCGCUCAGACCAAAGUCUCCGCCGCCGAAGGGAAAAGUUGCCGGUCGUGGUAGAGGCGGUUUCAAUCGUGGACGAGGCAGAGGAAGGAACAGCGGACAGGAAAGAAAGACACAGGUAAACCCUGUAGUAAAUCAGCACCAGAUACAAGGAUAUGGAAGUGAACAGUUUACGGAUCACGAGAGACUCGGAAGAUGUAAGCAUAAGAUACCAAAAACACACUACUUUCAAAAUGUAAUGCACGUAUAAUAUUCUCCUUAAAAUAUUUCUUACAGGAAUAUGUUUUAUAAUAUACGGGUACAUUUAAAAAUCGCUAACAUUUUAUUGGCGGUGAUGAUGAUGAUAAUGAUAAUAGUAAUAAUAAUAAUUAAUAAUAAUAAUAUUAAUAAUUAAUAAUAAUAAUAAUAAUAAUAAUAAUAAUAAUAAUGAGAAGAACAGUAAUAAUGAAGAUGGCGCUGAUGAUCACGCUUAUGGUGAUGAUAAUAAUAAUAAUAAUAUAGAAUAACAAUAAUAAUAAUAAUAAUAGCAAUAGCAGUAGAGGUUGAAGAUGAUAAUGAUUAUAUGACGACAACGAUGACAGUGCAUAAUGAUGAUAAUAUAAUAAUAAUAAUAAUAAAUAAUUGAUAAUUAAUAAUACGAAGAAGAACGAGAAUAAGGAGAUAACAACGAUACGGUUAAUAAUUAUAAAUAUAAUAGUAUCACAAAAUGGCCGUUACACGAUACGAAAUAGAGAUGCAAUGCACGAAUUUCACAGAGUUUUCAGACAUUACGAAUAUCCGAUUACUACAACAUGCAAUUGUGUAAAAAAACUAGAAUAGAAUUAAAACGUGUCAGGGCUUUGAUAUUCGUUAUUUUACGUUUUUGGAUGCCUGUUUUAUAAACAAUUGUCAGAUCGUUAUAAUCUUUGUAUUUUCGUCAAACACUCGUUAAAAUUAGAAAAGUGAGACAAUUUAAAAAGGAACUUAUCGAUAACCGAUAGCUAAGAAAAAAAAAAUUAAAAAAUCUGAACAUCUAUUCCCUGUACAUGAAAAGUUGCCCAAUUAUUACCGCGACAAAUUUUUACAACGGUAUUUACAAAAUUACUACGUACGAAGAUAUUGAUCUUCGUUACGCCUAACAACUUUAGCAACAUUUAUACGAAGUCGAUCGUAAUUAAGGUUUCUUAUUGUUUGGAACUUUGUAUCUCUGUCACGCUUCCUCGUCAACAAAAUUCUAAAUAAUAAUAAUAAUAACAAUCACACUAGACGCGAUAAACUAUUCGUAGUCUUUCUGCUUUGUCGUUACACGCAAUCUAAAAGUCUAGGAAUUUUCUACGACGAUCACGCAAUCAAAAUUGAACAAAUGUAUCACACGGUCGAACGCGCGCAGAUCAUUCAAAGAUAACUGAAUUUCAAUGUUUCGGCAGAUAAUAAUAAAUUAAUUUAUAGGUUCUACCUUCGUUGUAGAAUCGAAAACCGCAACGAGAACGCCGUUUAAAAAACUCUCCAAGCCAUCAAAGAUUAACGAAUAUACAAAAGAAUGAAAAAAAAA
This is a messenger RNA of Megachile rotundata (alfalfa leafcutting bee), 2748 nucleotides long. It is a transcript of the gene Mettl14, whose product is annotated as methyltransferase like 14. The record is from RefSeq and is a predicted model, not a curated record. Gene Ontology annotation, biological process: mRNA modification. NCBI's taxonomy places the organism in Eukaryota, Metazoa, Arthropoda, Insecta, Hymenoptera, Megachilidae. Gene Ontology annotation, cellular component: nucleus; RNA N6-methyladenosine methyltransferase complex. Gene Ontology annotation, molecular function: mRNA binding.